AUGAGCAAGGUCCACCCUCCCGAACUGAAGAAAUUUAUGGACAAGAAGUUAUCAUUGAAGUUAAAUGGUGACAGACAUUUACAAGGAAUACUUCGGGGCUUUGAUCCCUUUAUGAAUCUUGUCAUUGAUGAGUGUGUGGAGAUGGCAACUAGUGGGCAACAGAAUAACAUCGACAUGGUAGUCAUACGAGGAAACAGCAUCAUCACGUUAGAAGCCUUGGAAGGAGUCUAA
Messenger RNA from Chionomys nivalis (European snow vole), 231 nucleotides. RefSeq names its product small nuclear ribonucleoprotein G-like. Gene Ontology annotation, biological process: mRNA splicing, via spliceosome; spliceosomal snRNP assembly. Lineage: Eukaryota; Metazoa; Chordata; Mammalia; Rodentia; Cricetidae. The transcript has a single exon. Gene Ontology annotation, cellular component: U12-type spliceosomal complex; U4 snRNP; U1 snRNP. Gene Ontology annotation, molecular function: RNA binding. The record is from RefSeq and is a predicted model, not a curated record. Bases 1 to 231 code for a protein of 76 amino acids.